GGCUGAGAAUGGCUUUUGCUUUCUGCACGGAGGGGCACGCUCUCAUCUGAUCUGGGCCGUCACCGAGCCAAGGCGCGGACUGAAGGGGGAAAAAAUAAACUCCGCCACUAUGUGCUACGGGAAAUGCGCGCGAUGCAUCGGACAUUCUCUGGUGUGGCUCGCCAUCCUCUGCAUUGUGGCUAAUAUUUUGCUGUACUUUCCCAAUGGGGAAGCAAAGUACGCUUCUGAAGACCAUCUUAGCCACUUUGUGUGGUUCUUCUCUGGCAUCAUAGGAGGAGGUUUGCUGAUGCUCCUGCCAGCAUUUAUCUUCAUAGGACUGGAACAGGACGACUGCUGCGGCUGCGGCGGCCACGAAAACUGCGGCAAAAGAUGCGCGAUGUUUUCUUCUGUACUGGCCGCUCUCAUCGGAAUUGCAGGAUCUGGCUACUGCGUCAUUGUGGCAGCGCUGGGCUUAGCGGAAGGACCAAGAUGUCUUGAUGCCAGUGGCCAAUGGAACUACACCUUUGCCAACACGGAGGGAGGUUACCUUCUGGAUAGUUCCACAUGGGCCCAGUGCAUUGAACCCAAGCAUGCAGUGGAAUGGAAUGUCUCUCUGUUUUCUAUCCUCUUGGCACUUGGUGGAAUUGAAUUCAUCUUGUGUCUCUUUCAAAUAAUAAACGGAGUGCUUGGAGGCAUCUGUGGUUAUUGCUGCUCUCGCCAACAGGUCUCCUAUCUUUCUUUGAAAAUAAGACAAAACCUAAUGAAAACGAAAAGCCCAUUGCUACCAUGAAAAACUUUGCUGAACAUAGAUGGAAACUUUCUACGAUUUUUGAGGGGAAGUUAAAAUAAAAUUCUAGAUUUCCUAUCAGGCAAAUAAAGCAAGACUAAUAAUUGCCUUGGGAGCCUGCCAAAUUUCCAAGAAAACAGCAGACUUCAAUUUGGAGUCGUUUCCAGGCAAUACGUUUGGGGAGAGGCAAAGAAUGCUCUUGGGAUUACUAUAAAAUAACCUAUCUUUAGCCUUGAAUUUCCUACAAGGCAGAGUUUAAAUUAGGUGAGAACCCACUGCACUUCAGCGCUGGUGCAUUUGGGGGACGGGCGUAAGUGUCAACGAC
Molecule: messenger RNA, 1091 nt
Organism: Kogia breviceps (pygmy sperm whale)
Lineage: Eukaryota; Metazoa; Chordata; Mammalia; Artiodactyla; Physeteridae
Source: RefSeq, a predicted model, not a curated record